UAAACAGCAGCAAACCCUAAUUUCUUCAAAUUCAAAAUUACCCCCAAUUUCUUCAACCUUUUGUUCACUUUACGCAUACAAAAAACCCUAAUUACGUUCGAUUUUCAUAAUGAUGAUUGCUGGACCAGCAGAGAUGAUGUGCGAUCAAUUCAAUUUAGGUUUGUUGAAACACGCCGCUGUUUCGCCGGAAUCCGCAUCGGUUUCGAUCUCAAUCUCUGAGAAUUUGGCUGUAAGCUGCUCUGUGAAUAUCAAGAGUAAUACCGUUGUGGAGUCUACUGCAAGGAGUUUCUGUCCAACAAGCAUCAGGUCAGGAAGUCAUACGGACAUUGGACCACGCAGAUUAAAUGAAGACGAACAUAUCAUGAUCGAUGAUCUGUCAAAGCAUCUGGGUGAUGCUUACAAAUGGGGUCUCGCGAGUUCAUUCUAUGCUUUAUUUGAUGGCCAUAACGGGUCGGAGGCUGCAUCUUAUGUUAAAGAACACGCCAUGAGGUUAUUCUUUGAGGGUUCCGAUCUACCACAAGCAGCACCAACUGGCGCUUCAGAUGCAGAUGAUUUGUUCUUAAGACAAGUGGAAGAGUCUCAUAACAAAGCGUUUUUACAGGCUGACUUAGCCUUAGCUGAUGAAUGCAGUGUGAGCGACUAUUGUGGGACGACAGCUUUAACUGUUUUGAUCGUGGGAAGACAUGUUAUAAUAGCGAAUGCUGGUGACUCUCGUGCAGUCCUAUGUAGGAACGGGUCUGCAACACAGAUGACUCAAGACCACAGGGGGUCGACUUGUUUACAAGAAAAGGAAAGAUGUGAGCGGUUGGGUGGCUAUUUUGACGAAGACGGGUAUCUCAACGGUCAACUAAGUGUGACGCGUGCGCUUGGAGACUGGCACAUGAAGAAGGAGAAGUUGGUGAUUGCUGAACCAGAUGUAAGACAAACGGUGUUGACCGAUAAUGAUGAGUUUAUGAUAAUUGCAUGUGAUGGGAUAUGGGAUGUCAUGUCAAACCAAGAAGCAGUGGCUCUUGUUCGGUGUCAAUUAAGGCAGCAUAACGACCCUCAACGCUGUGCUAAAGAGCUCAUUGCUCAAGCCUCACGCCUUCACUCGGCUGAUAAUCUCACUGCUAUUGUUGUUUGCUUCUCUUCUCCCACUCUUACCCCUGCUACUCAGGCUCGGUUUCCAAAUUCUAGGCUCUUUAAGAAGAAACCCCUAACACUAUGUUCCAGAGUUUACUAACGGAAGGAAAGGAAAGGAAACAGAAAGAAAGUAAAAAUAUUUUGUGUUCCAGAGUUUCAUUUAAGGAAGGAAAAGAAAGGAAAAUAAAACAUGUCGUGUUCCCGAGUUUCAUUUAAGAAAGGAAAAGAAAGGAAAUGACAGGAAAACUAGGCUAAAUUCUUUAAUUUUUCUUUCCUUCCGAUUUGGGAGGAAACGGUGGGAAAGUCAUCUUUUUUUUUUCCUUUCUCGUCCUUUCCUUUCUCAUUUUUGCUUUCUUUUCUUAUCCCUCGUUAAGUUAACUCGGGAACAGAGCGUAAAUGUCUUACAAGGCAAAAUGUAAAACUCGAUCAAGUGGUUGCUUAGGAGAGAUGUAAUUGGAUUUUAUUCAUUUAUUGAAAAAAUGAGAGUAUUUUUUAUACAACGGAAUUUUUGUAACACACAUUAUAUGAUUAUAAAGAAAGUUAAAAAUUUUGUUCCUACA
Molecule: messenger RNA, 1682 nt
Organism: Helianthus annuus (common sunflower)
Lineage: Eukaryota; Viridiplantae; Streptophyta; Magnoliopsida; Asterales; Asteraceae
Product: probable protein phosphatase 2C 47
Exons: 2
Coding region: 110-1222 (370 amino acids)
Biological process (GO): protein dephosphorylation
Molecular function (GO): protein serine/threonine phosphatase activity
Source: RefSeq, a predicted model, not a curated record